Messenger RNA from Saccharomycodes ludwigii, 1308 nucleotides. It is a transcript of the gene GPI14, whose product is annotated as glycosylphosphatidylinositol-alpha 1,4 mannosyltransferase I. Gene Ontology annotation, cellular component: membrane; glycosylphosphatidylinositol-mannosyltransferase I complex. Lineage: Eukaryota; Fungi; Ascomycota; Saccharomycetes; Saccharomycodales; Saccharomycodaceae. The coding region runs from base 1 to 1308 and encodes 435 amino acids. Gene Ontology annotation, molecular function: GPI mannosyltransferase activity; alpha-1,4-mannosyltransferase activity. Gene Ontology annotation, biological process: GPI anchor biosynthetic process. The transcript has a single exon. The record is from RefSeq and is a predicted model, not a curated record.
AUGACUCUUACCGAAAUUAUUACUAGAUCGCCUAUAUUCACCAAAUGGUCAGUGGUACUUACUAUUAGUUUAUUGCUGAGAUUAAUCUUUUUCCUAUAUGGAAUAUAUCAAGAUACAUACUUUCAAGUUAAAUACACAGAUAUAGAUUAUUAUGUUUUCCAUGACGCAAGCCGCUACGUUUAUAAUGGAAAUCAAUCACCAUAUCUAAGAGAUACAUACAGAUAUACCCCCUUAUUGAGUUGGCUGCUAUUGCCAAACCACAUUUUCCAAUGGAUUCAUAUGGGCAAGUUUAUUUUUCUUAUAUUCGAUCUAUUAACCGGUGUGUUUAUACAUUCUAUCUUAACAAACACAAACAAAAGUAUUAGAAAGCAAAAUUUUUUAUGGAGUACUCUUUGGUUGUAUAAUCCCAUGGUUAUAACAAUAUCUACUCGAGGUAAUGCAGAAAGUGUAUUAUGUUUUAUUAUAAUGCUGUGUUUUUACUUAUUACAAAAACAACAUUAUAUACUGGGUGGAAUUGCAUACGGGUUAAGCAUUCACUUCAAAAUCUAUCCUAUAAUAUAUUGCAUACCUAUGUUCUAUUACUACGGCUUUAUUACCAAAAAUUUUAAAAUUAGCAAAAGAAUAUUGAUAUUGUUCAAGAUUGCUAUAAGCUCUAUAUCUACCAUAUUAGCAUUGAAUUAUUUGAUGUACAAAAUAUAUGGAUAUGAAUUUAUCUAUCACUCUUAUUUGUACCAUUUAAUUAGAACUGAUCAUAGACAUAACUUUUCCAUAUGGAAUUUAUUGUUGUAUUUAGAAUCUUCAAUGUCAAGCAACAAUAUAAGUAAUGGAUAUUAUAAGUUUUUACCUCAAUUGAUCAUAUCUUUUGUUGCCAUUCCUACCUUAAUUUUAUCAUCUAUUCAUGAUUUUAUCGGGCUUUUAAACGUUUUAUUUAUCCAAACUUAUGCGUUUGUUAUUUUCAAUAAGGUAAUCACUUCGCAAUACUUUAUAUGGUAUUUAUUGUUUUUACCACUAUAUUUAUCCAAUAUUAAUGAUAACAACAAUAACAAUGGACGAGGUAAGGCAAAAGUUUUACAUAUUUUUAAAAUUUUACUUAUAUGGGUAUCUACGCAAGCUAUUUGGCUGUAUUUUGCGUAUUAUUUAGAAUUUCAAGGCUUAAAUUGUUUUUAUCCCUGGCUAUUUAUUGGCCAUCUGUGGUUUUUCAUCGGAAAUGUUUAUAUUUUGGGUAAAUUAAUUGAUGGAUUGAUUAUAAGUGAAUUAAAUUAUUCCAUUUGUUGCGCAAAUAUUGAUGAGAAUAAAAAAACCCAAUAG